This is a messenger RNA of Striga hermonthica, 872 nucleotides long. The record is from the annotation of a GenBank genome assembly. Lineage: Eukaryota; Viridiplantae; Streptophyta; Magnoliopsida; Lamiales; Orobanchaceae.
AGCCUUUUUUUCAACCUUACGAGGAGACGCCCUUGAUUGGUUUCAUCAAUUAGCUCCCAGGUCGAUCAAAGACUUUGAGGAUUUUGCAGGACAACUUACCAUCCAGUAUUUAAGUGUAGUUGCGCAGGAGAAAACAUACCUCACUUUGAUGGCGAUGCAAAAGGUCGAGAAAGAUUCUUUACGUAAGUAUGUUGCUCGAUACAACCAGAUGUGCCUGGAGGUCCCAACGGCAGUCGAUGAGGUGAAAGCGGGAGGAUUAAUCAGGAUUCUACGACCAGGACCGUGCCGAACGUCGUUGGCAAAGACGCCUGCUCGAACGUAUGAUGAGGUGUUGAGGAGAUGUAAGAAGUACAUCAAUUUGGAAGAGACAGAGGCAGAGUUCGCUAAACUCGAAGAGGUGGCGAAGCUUGACCAGAGGAAGAAAAAGCCGAAUUCGCCCAGGAGAGGAUCACCUAGAAGAAAUCCCCCAAAGAAUGGCUCAUCCAAGAGAGCGUCGCCCAGAAGAGAGGGGCGAUUUCACGGAGGGCGAGAGGACCGCUGGCAAGGGCGACCUCGGUUACCCAAUGGUCAACGAUAUAACAAUUUCACUCCUAUUAACGCCCAAAUGGGCGAAGUCCUGGCGGCCAUCAAGGAGAAGCUGGAGAGUAAGGAGGUCACGUGGCCAGCGACGAGAUUUGAGGGGCCGACCAAGCCUAGGUCAGGCAGAUACUGCAGAUUCCAUAGGGAUUAUGGACACAAUACAGAAGAUUGUAUACAUUUGAAAGAUGAGAUUGAGCGCCUCAUAAGGGCAGAACAUUUAAAGGAGUUUGUCAUCCGGGAUCGACCACGAGAAAAGGAUAAAAGGAGGUGCAGGGAGGAUUCGGUAGUGAGGA